Molecule: messenger RNA, 1460 nt
Organism: Pecten maximus
Lineage: Eukaryota; Metazoa; Mollusca; Bivalvia; Pectinida; Pectinidae
Product: short-chain collagen C4-like
Exons: 7
Coding region: 1-861 (286 amino acids)
Source: RefSeq, a predicted model, not a curated record
AUGCAUCAACAAAAUAAAGAGCGAUUUCCUGUGGAAAAGGAUUGUUCCAAGUUUGGAUUCCCUACCUCAUUCACGAGAAAUCCAGCGUCAGGUUUCGAAAAGAUGGAGAACAGAAUGAAGAAGCAAGAGGAAGAUCUCGAUAGACUACAGAUGACGAUAUCACACCUAAAUCAGAAACAGCAACAACAGCAAUUACGGCAGGCUAGUGAGAACGAGACAGUCACCUUGCCAGGCCUUGGUAGCAUGGAGAGUAAGCUUCAGGAACAACUUGAUCAACAAAAGGAGAAGAUAACAGGAUUAAUACAGGCGGGCAGUAACGGAGUGGUCUAUGUCCGAUGGGGAAGGAAGGACUGUCCGAGAAACACAACUGAAUUGGUUUAUUCAGGUUACGCCGGCGGGUCUCACUACUCGAACAAAGGAGCGGCCGCCGAGUAUGUCUGUCUUCCUCCAGACCCUUCAUGGGGCCCCAAACAAAAUAUCAGAGCUCAACAACCUGGGUUUAUGUAUGGCGCAGAGUUUGAAGACAAUAUCCUGUUCAAUGUAAAAGACAGAAACAGGGACGUUCCUUGUGCUGUUUGCCGAAGCUCUAACCAAUCAACGUCGAUCAUGAUACCUGCACGUGUCACGUGCUACCCCGGAUGGACGGAAGCGUACCACGGAUACCUAGCUUCCGGUUAUUAUAACCAGCCAGCGGCGUCCCAGUACGUCUGUGUGGACCAACAACCUCAAACGUUACUCGGUGGGGGAAGUAGUAACGACGAUGGGAAACUGUUCUUUCAGGUGCGAGCAAAGUGUGGCUCGUUAAAAUGUCCUCCUUAUGAGGAAGACAAGGUACUCUCCUGUGUUGUGUGUUUGAAAUAACUAUGUCAGAUGAAAAGAAACUGCAUGCGAAAUCGUCAUGACUUGGUAUUCUUAUGCACACGAAAUAAGAGGUAACAAUUGGAUCCUUUUAAUAAUCUUAAUAUCGUUUGGAAAUCAUAUACUUCGUAGGAAUUCUAAUUCCUGGCUUAACUAAGAUUCAUUCAUUGGUUGAAAUUUUGUCAAAUGGCGAAGAAAUAAACCGGAUAUUUAAGUUUUAAGAGAGGCUAAUGCAAUUAAUAUUGGAAUAGCAGCAUGUUUGCGGACGUCUGAUUAUACAUGGCUGUUAAGCUGAUAUUGCAAAUACACAAAAAGUAUUAAGACAGAUACAGAUUUAAUAUGAUUUUAUCCCAGAUAUAUUGAUAAAGAGGAAUCAAAUCAUUGCAUGGCAGCCCGUUCGUAAUGCUCUCAGGUUCGUCACCAAAACACAGGUAUCUGGAAAUCAGAAAAAAACAUACAUUUGAAGCAAUCACAUAACCCAACCAAAUUAAAAUUGAAUUCGUUUUCAAUGCCAUGAUGGCAUGUAAAUUAUUGACAGCUUUUGAUUCCAGUGUCUUGCCGCAUUUUAUGCUUUCUGCACUGGUAGCCACCAUUUUGAGUUC